AAAAAAAAAAAAGAGGCAUAUAAAGCUGGGAACUAAUGUGUUAUGUUGGUUUAAAUUUUAGGAAUAGAAAGCUCAAUGACUUGGAUUUUGCUUUUAAAAAAAGGUGCUGAGGGCUUCAAUGAAAUUUAUUUAACAGGUAACGGGAUCAAUGGUGGUAAUUAGUUUGAGAGCCCUCAUAUUAAAAAGAUCUUUUUAAAAAGUGUGGGUUCUCUCUCUCUCUCUCUCUCUCUCUCUCUCUCUCUCUCUAUCUCUCUCUCUCCCUCUUUUUCUCUCUCUUGUUGUCUCUCGCUCAUCUCCAUUCUCCAUUGGAGACCAAAUAUUGCAGUAUUAUAGUAAACUAACCACAGGUCCAGUCUACAUGAAUACAUUUUUCUCUUUAAAACCUGAGCAAAUGAAAAUGAAAGACCAUUACUGUAGGCAGCUUAUGACAGUCUUUGAACCUGGAAAAUCCAUUUUGUUUCUCCAGCACUAAAGGUUACUUCCUCUGUGAUAACAGACUGUGUGGUUCCAAACCAGAACUAGUGCUCUUAAGAACCCUGCAACCUCUGUAUAUACUAUAAGCAGGAUAUGAUAUUUUAAAAUGGUGAUCUCCUGAUUCUAGGGCAAAAAAAUGCUUUUGCACAACAUGACAAUCCAAAAAUAUGCUUUUACAUGUGUACUGUACUUGUCUUAAACAUGGGUUGUUCAUUAUUUAUCUUUAUAUAAAAUUGUCUCCAGUUCAGGAAAGGAUGUAUGCAAAUUUACAGACUUCCCUUCAAAUGUUACUUUCAUAUUUUUAUUCAGGGAAAGUUCUCUGUAUUCAGGGUUGCACUACACAAUUACCUGUGAAUGACUUGCAUGUAGUUCACAUCUUCAUGAUGGUUUUAUCAGGUGUUCAAGAUGGAAGGUUGUUGUUUUUUUGUUUAUUUGUAAUAAGCAGCUUAUAAAAUAGCACUUGAUCCAGAAUAUUCAGCAUCAAAAAGCAUGAGCUUAGGUUUUGGGUGAAAAUGCUUUAUCUGCUGAGUGUUGCACGUGACUGAAUAGUAGGGCUGUAAUGAUACUUUGUAUCAUGUUGCAUUGUUUGAUACAAGACUGUUCGAUUUUGAUGCAUUUUCCGAACAAUACAUUCACCAGACUGCAUAUGAAAGUAAUCUAUACAUCAUAGAAUAGCGCAUAUAUUACGUGAAGUGUAAUAAACAUUUAAACUUAAUCAAGCCAACACUCCUGCUUCUGAAAAGUAACUUCCUCAAUCAGCAGAGGCCAUGGGGGUUUAAAAAUAGCAUGCUUCUCCUAAGCAUGCUAUUUUUCAUGAGCCACACUACCUGGCAUGAAUAACACACACGCGCACACACACAACACACUCACACUCAUUCUCUCUCCCGGCACUCCCAGCUUUUUCAUUCUGGGAUAAAAAGGGAUCACUGCACUGAAAAGUGAAGAGUUCAGAAACAUGUUUGAGCUAUAUACAACUGUGUGAUUUUCACACCACAGCUAGAUAACAGGUGAAUGAAAAAUAAAGCACCUUGUGCUUCAGACACACCCCUUUGCGUAUUGUUACAACUCUACUGGAUAGGCCAUGGAAAUAUUUAUUUAUUUAUUUACUUACUUACUUAUUUGUUUGUUUGUAUGUUUAUUGCAACAGUUAAUUGUACACAGAUGUUAAUGUGUUCAUGAGAUAAUAUGUAAUAUAUAUGCAGGAUGUUUUACUUGACUAUUUUUGAUUUGUUGAAUUUAUAAAGUAAUGGCAAAUAUUUUAUUAGUUUGAUUCUCUGUAUGUAACUCUGCACAAACGUCUGAGUAGUGCCUAGUCACAUAGUAACAUCUGAGGUCUAAAUACUAAUGUAUUAACAUGCACAAUUUCAGUAUUAACUCCUCACUACAUGCUUGUAACUCAUCUUUGAAUAUGGACAUAAAUUGCUACUGUCUUCAAACUAAUUUUGUGGGGAAAUCCGUUUAAUCAGGUGUUAAAACUGCUAAACGUUGUUUCACUAUACCCAUUAACUGGGUAUAACUGGGUUAAUUAAUCGCAUAACAAUUUUAGCAUUAAAGCCAUUAGCAUGUGUGUAAUAUAAGUUGCAUUGAGAGUAAACAGUUUUCUAUUAAAAUAUGAUCUUUUAAGCAAACUGUCAUUCUUUUACUAUGGCUAGCUUGAGGUUCAGAAUAUUUUUAUUGUGUGUAAUGUUAGUUGUGAAUGGGUACAAGUUAUGCUUACUCUGCUUUCUCAAACUCAAUGCAUUUGAAAUAAGCACUGUCCUUUUCUUUCUCUUUUUUCUUCCUCUGUGUCUGCAUAUGUGUUUGUUCUUGUACACCCUUGCAUUUCCAUGGUAUCUGUGUGUGUGUUUGUGAAGGAGAGGUCCGCAGCCUGCGGGGGGAUGACAUGCAUGUGUCCAGGCUUUUAACAACGUUGAGGAUUGUAAGACUAGUUGGCUGUCGUCCGCCAAGCCAUGAUGGACAUUCUGGUGCCUUACUGUGUGUGUCUCAGUACACAGGCCCUGUCCCAGCAGAGCGCGAGUCUCCGAUGGCACGGAGCGAGAUGUCCCCGAGCCGGGCGCAGCACUCGCCCCCCACACAGAGACCCAAUGCCUGCUGCUUCUGCUGGUGCUGCUGCUGUAGCUGCUCUUGUCUCACUAUUAGGAGAGAAGAUGAGAGUCGCCGGAGAUUGAAAGCCCAGGAGACUAAGCUGGAGACCAUACCAAACUGUGAAGUUUGCACCAAACCAGCGGUGGAGGAGAUGAAACAGUGGGCUCAGUCCUUCGAUAAGCUGAUGAAGAACCCGGCAGGCCGGAACGUGUUUCGCGAGUUUCUACGCACAGAGUACAGUGAGGAGAAUAUGCUCUUCUGGCUGGCUUGCGAGGAUCUGAAGAAGGAAAUCAGCAAGAACAUGAUAGAGGAGAAGGCACGCAUGAUCUACGAAGACUACAUCUCUAUUCUUUCACCUAAAGAGGUGAGUUUGGACUCGCGGGUGCGGGAGGUUAUCAACAGGAAGAUGCAGGACCCAACGCCACACACGUUUGAGGACGCACAGUUGCAGAUCUACACCCUCAUGCACAGAGACUCGUAUCCACGCUUCCUCAACUCACCCAUAUAUAAGUCACUGGUGCAGGGGGGCUCACGCUCCUCCUCUGAAUCCUAGACCCACCUCUAUCCAUUUCUCUCUCUUUCUCUCUCUCUACAUUCAUCCAUCACACAACCACUAAAGGAGAAAGUACAUGUUGGUUUCUUGUCAUGGUUGGAUUAUGCCUCUUUUUCCCCCCAGUGUUUUGCUUUGCCUUCACCUCUCGUCUGUUGUCUUGUCUUGGAGGACAGGCCAUCCCUCAAGAAUAUUCUGCACAGACUGAAACUGGAAGACACAGGGUUGAAGAAGUAGUCAUAGUCAUUCCACUGCUUGUGAUGACGGAAACAACUACUGAUCCACGCGAGUCUCUUUGUCCUUUGCUCAUUUUUUCCAUAGGUAUGUGUACGAACACAGUUUAGAACUUGUUUGAUCUUUUUACCUGAUGU
Messenger RNA from Ictalurus furcatus (blue catfish), 3480 nucleotides. It is a transcript of the gene rgs19, whose product is annotated as regulator of G protein signaling 19. NCBI's taxonomy places the organism in Eukaryota, Metazoa, Chordata, Actinopteri, Siluriformes, Ictaluridae. The record is from RefSeq and is a predicted model, not a curated record. The transcript is spliced from 5 exons. The coding region runs from base 2357 to 3112 and encodes 251 amino acids.